AUGAGGAAGCUUUUAUACAGAACGGAGGAGGAGACAGUGGUAUAUGACAAUGUGUUGGAAGGUCUGUAUUCUUUAUAUAAAACAUAUAUAUUAGAUUUAGAAAAGGAAUUUAUGUAUUAUCAUUUUUAUAAACCUUUAUUAACAAGUGGUGAUUUUUUAUCAAAGCCUAUGAUAUUAUUAUUAGGUCAAUAUUCAACAGGUAAAACAACAUUUAUUAAACAUUUAAUUGAAAAAGAAUAUUGUGGUAUGAGAAUAGGUCCUGAACCUACUACUGAUAAAUUUGUAGCUGUUAUGUAUAAUGAGAAAGAACAAUUAAUACCAGGUAAUGCUUUAGUAAGUGAUAUAACAAAACCAUUUUCACAACUAGAAAGUUUUGGUAAUAGUUUUUUAUCUAAAUUAGAAUGUUCUAAUACAUCUAGCGAAGUAUUAAAAUCUGUAACUAUUAUUGAUACACCAGGUGUUUUAAGUGGCAUAAAACAAAUAAGUCGCGGUUAUGAUUUUGAAAAAGUAAUAUAUUGGUUUGCACAACGAGUUGAUUUAAUAUUAUUAAUUUUUGAUGCUCAUAAAUUAGAUAUAUCAGAUGAAUUUAGAAGAUGUAUACAAGCUAUAAAAGGACAAGAUUCUAAAAUUCGUAUAAUAUUAAAUAAAGCAGAUACAAUAAAUACUCAACAAUUAAUGAGGGUUUAUGGUUCAUUAAUGUGGUCUUUAGGUAUUGUUAUAAAUACACCAGAAGUUAAUAGAGUUUAUAUUGGAUCUUUUUGGGAUAAAAAAUUAAUGCAUGAUGAAAAUAGAACUAUAUUUGAAGAAGAAGCAUCUGAUUUGUAUAAAGAAAUUUCUAAGAUUCCUAGAAAUUCUACAAUGGUUAGAUUAAAUGAUUUUAUUAAAAGAUGUAGAACAUUAAAAGUUCAUAUUUAUUUAUUAACACAUUUAAGAAAAAAAUUACCAUUUUUUAAAAAAUUCCUAAAUAAAAGAAAAAUUGUCAAUUCUUUAGAAAAAAUAUAUGAGGAAGUUUCUAAAGAUUAUAAUUUACCACUUGGAGAUUUCCCUCCUGUACAGUUUAUGAAAGAAAAAUUAUUAGAUAUGGAUUGGUUGAAAAUUCCUAAAUUAGAAACUAAAAAAAUUGAUAGGAUAAAUAAAGUUUUAAAUACACAUAUACCACAAUUAUUAGAAAUGAUUCCAAAAGAAUCUGUUACUGUUGAAGUAUCAAGAUUUGAAAAUCAAGAAGGUACUAUUGUUGAAAAUAAACUAACACCAUUCUUAGAAUUAACAUCAGGAGAAAUACCCUUAUGGGUAAAACAAAAAUAUUUAUUAAGCCCAAUUGAUACUUCAAAGUAUUCUGAUGAUUUUUAUAAACUUGGUCCAAAUGAUUUUGGAAAAUUAUCAGGAGAACAAGUUAAACAAGAUCUAAUAAAAAGUAAAUUACCAAGUGCCGUUCUACAUAAAAUUUGGAAUCUAGCAGAUAUAACAGAAGAUGGAUAUCUCGAUCUAUUUGAAUAUUCCUUAGCUAGACAUUUCAUAGAAAUGAAAAUUGAGGGAUUCGACUUACCUGCCAAGGUACCCAAAGAUAUUAUUAAAUAA
Messenger RNA from Plasmodium adleri (nom. inval.), 1578 nucleotides. Its product is annotated as EH (Eps15 homology) protein. Bases 1 to 1578 code for a protein of 525 amino acids. Gene Ontology annotation, cellular component: cytoplasm; plasma membrane. Gene Ontology annotation, molecular function: protein binding; GTP binding. The transcript has a single exon. Gene Ontology annotation, biological process: endocytosis; endosomal transport. Lineage: Eukaryota; Apicomplexa; Aconoidasida; Haemosporida; Plasmodiidae. The record is from RefSeq and is a predicted model, not a curated record.